AUGUAUCCCUACCGAAUCCCAUGGAGAAGCUUAACCAGUAUUGCGGUGCAAAUGAUAACCGUUGCUUUCAUUACUAUACAAAGGGAUAAUCAACACCAUAGUGUCAAUAAUGCCCAUUCAUUUCGUGAUAAUUAUGAUUAUAUAGUGGUCGGUGCGGGCAGUUCUGGUUGUCCCGUAGCUCGACGUCUAUCUGAUAGAGGCUAUAGUGUAUUGCUUCUUGAAGCUGGUCCCGUACAGAGCUUUAUAACUGAUGUUCCCGGUGUUGAACAAACUAUCCUUAGGGAUAAUCCACAGUAUAACUGGGCAUUUAGUACAGUACCUCAACGAAAAAUAGGUUUAUCCCGAACUAUACCGGGUGUUCUCAAUGAGGAUAAGGGACGUGUGUUGGGAGGGUCAUCAACCAUUAAUAGUUUAGUGUGGCUCAGACCCAAUCCACGUGAUAUGGAUAAUUGGGUUCAUAAAUAUGGUGCAACGGGUUGGAGUUGGGCCGAAACUUUACCCAUAUUUAACAGACUCGAGAAUAACAGUGAUUAUCAAUUUAUUUCGCAAAAUCCCGAAUAUCACGGAACACAUGGACCGAUAGGUGUGAUGUCAGUCAAUGCAAUUGACAACUUUAUUCUGGAUCAGGUUCGCCAAUCAUACAAUUCAGUGGGCAUUCCCAUUGUCGACCUCAAUGGUCCGACACAAUUGGGAACUAACUUUGUUCAGCUCAGUAUUGAAGACGGAUGGCGUGAAAGCUCUGCCAAUGCAUACUUGGAUCCGAACCCCAAUCCCCACAACCUGUACAUCUCAACUGAUUCCUAUGUGACUCAAAUACUUAUAGAUGAUGUUCACGGAAAACCUACGGCUACUGGAGUUCAGUUUGAUGUCACUGAUGCUUACGGUAAACGUCAGACAUAUAAAGUUCGCACAAACAAAGAGGUCGUACUAAGUGCGGGGUCAUAUGGUUCACCACAUUUGUUAAUGUUGUCCGGCAUCGGACCUAAAAGUCAUUUAACAAAAUUUGGUAUUAAACCGAUAGUGGAUCUACCUGUCGGUUAUAAUCUUCAAGAUCACGUACAGGUGUCCAUUGAUAGCUUAAUUAAAGAUCCGCAACAAUUUCUUAAUGAUUUUCCUGAGUUAACUACUGAAAAGUUGUAUCAAUUGAUUAAGAAAAAUAUGGGUCCAUUAGGUUCAUCACCAGUUGUUUACACGUAUAUUAAUACCAAAUCCAAUGCAAAUGAACCCGAGUGGCCAAAUGUUGUCCUCUCUCAUCGCUUUUUACAGUUUUCAACCAAUCUAACUGAACUAAUUGAAAUCUAUAGCCGAGAACAGUUAGAUGAAUGGGAACAGUAUUAUUUUCCAUUACUGGGUGCACCCUAUUUAAGUUCAGAGGUAUUUGUUCGCCGAACUCGUAGUUUUGGUCGGGUGUGGCUUAUGUCUGAAGACCCGUAUGUUUUGCCUGCUAUUGAUCCAAAUUAUUUUGCCGAUGACCGUGACUUUGAAGAUAUGUUAGAGGCUUUUAAAUUCCUGAUUAACUUUCUACAAAACUCUGCCAUUUCAGAGUAUAUAAACUUUAUGCAUACACCUGUGCCUCCCUGUGCUUCAUUACUUUGUAUGGACCGACCAUUCCAACAGUGCGAUGAGUAUCUUAGGUGUUAUAUAACUCAAAUAGGUUUCAAAGAGCAUCAUUCAGUUGGUACGUGUCGUAUGGGAGAUCCGCACAGAAAAGACACUGUUUUGGAUCCCAAACUCAAAGUUAAAGGCGUCGAUGGGUUGAGAGUAUGCGAUGCAUCAGUUAUGCCGCGCUUACCUAAUGCUAACAUCAAUGUCCUGUCCAUUAUGAUUGGCGAAAAGUGCGCCGAUAUUAUUAAUAGCGGUUACUAA
Messenger RNA from Oppia nitens, 1866 nucleotides. Its product is annotated as L-sorbose 1-dehydrogenase-like. NCBI's taxonomy places the organism in Eukaryota, Metazoa, Arthropoda, Arachnida, Sarcoptiformes, Oppiidae. Gene Ontology annotation, molecular function: oxidoreductase activity, acting on CH-OH group of donors; flavin adenine dinucleotide binding. The coding region runs from base 1 to 1866 and encodes 621 amino acids. The record is from RefSeq and is a predicted model, not a curated record. The transcript has 2 exons.